Messenger RNA from Phaethon lepturus (White-tailed tropicbird), 543 nucleotides. Its product is annotated as extracellular fatty acid-binding protein-like. Lineage: Eukaryota; Metazoa; Chordata; Aves; Phaethontiformes; Phaethontidae. The transcript has 6 exons. Bases 1 to 543 code for a protein of 180 amino acids. The record is from RefSeq and is a predicted model, not a curated record. Gene Ontology annotation, molecular function: small molecule binding.
AUGAGGACUGUGGGGCUGAGCCUGGGGCUGGCCCUGCUCUGCUUGCUGCAUGUGGAGGCUGAGGACCUCAGGGCUGCGGCUGACAAGAGCAAGAUUGCAGGGAAAUGGCACAUCAUUGCUCUGGCCUCUGACUCCGAGAGCUACCUUCGAAAGAAGGACGAGCUGAAGAUGGCAAUGGCCAACAUCACGGUCCUGGGGGACGGCGACCUGAAGGUCUCUUUUGCAAUUCCCACCCUGGAGGGAUGUAAGAAAUCGGUGUCCAUCUACAAGCAAACAGGCGUCCCGGGUGAAUACUACAGCUCUGAAAGAGGCAAUAAAACAGCGCAAGUGGUGGAUACCGAUGGCAAGACAUACGCAGUUAUCUUUGCCUCCAGAGUGAAGGACGGGAAGACCCUGCACAUGCUGAGGCUCUACAGCAGAACCCAGGAGAUGAGCCCCAAAAUCACUGCUCUAUUCAAGAAGCUUGCAAGAGAGAAGAGCUUCACUGACGAGAUGAUCAGGAUGCUGCCCAGCCAGGAGGAAUGCAGCCUCGAUGAAGCAUAG